GACGCAGGCCGCGACGCCCACCGGCCGCUUCUGCUCUGGGCGCAGGCGCGGCAGCGCAGCCGGAGAGCGGCGCGGGCUCGGAGGGGAGUGGACGCUGCUCGCGAGGAUGGUGCUGGAGAGCGUGGCCCGCAUCGUGAAGGUGCAGCUGCCCGCGUAUCUAAAGCGGCUCCCUGUCCCCGAGAGCAUUACCGGGUUCGCCCGGCUCACAGUUUCAGAAUGGCUUCGGUUAUUGCCUUUCCUUGGUGUACUUGCACUACUUGGCUACCUUGCAAUUCGUCCAUUCCUCCCGAAGAAAAAACAGCAGAAGGAUAGCUUGAUUAAUCUUAAAAUACAAAAGGAAAAUCCCAAAGUGGUGAAUGAAAUAAACAUUGAAGAUUUGUGUCUCGCUAAAGCAGCUUAUUGUAGGUGUUGGCGUUCUAAGACGUUUCCUGCCUGUGAUGGUUCACAUAAUAAACACAAUGAGUUGACAGGAGAUAAUGUGGGGCCACUAAUACUGAAGAAGAAAGAAGUAUAAUAGUAAUGAAUUAGGAUUGAAUUCAGUUGUGUGCUGUAAAAUCUUAAAAUAAUAUUUUUUCAUUCUUUGUGUAUAGAAGAUCUUUCAAAUGGUGGUCUUAAUUAUUACUACUCAUUGAGUAAUUAUUUCUGCCAAUUUAUUUUCUUGUUACACUACUGUUCAUAUUUGAUACUUUAUAUAUUCAAACAAUCGUUUAUAUAGAAAUUAAAUCGUACAACCCUUUCAUUCUUACUUCAGAGACUUAAUGUUAUUUUCCUAAAUAAAUCAACACUCUUGGUUUUAAUUAACUGAGAAAAAUUUAAGUUUUUGCCACUGUGUCCAAAGCUAUUCCUUUAAAUGUCAAUAUUUUUAAUAGACUCUACACUUAGAAAUUUUCUCUAUACACUAUUAAACAUAUUGUUUUUCAGUCCUCUUCUGUUUUGAGCUUUUGAAGUGAUUUUUUUUUUUGGACUGCCACACUGUUCUUUUUAGAUCAAUAAGAAACAUAUUGCUCUCAAGAAUUACUUGAGUUUUCAAAGAGAUAAGUGCUUUGCUUUAUAAAGAUUGUGUCUAGUAAGUGUGAAUAUCCCAAUUUCAGAAAAGACUUGAACUGGAUAUAGAAAGUUCCAAAAAGGAACAGUUAUUUACAUUAUAAAAAAUGUGUUUACUUUACAAAAGUCUUGUUUGUGUCUGUUUAGGUGUGUGUUUUGUGUAUGUAUCUUGAACUCUUCGACUGAAUGACAGGGUGGGUUGGGGUGGUAAGAAUACUUCUACUAAACUUAUGAGCUGCUGCCAUUUGAAGGUCAAUUAGAAAUAAAGUAUAUCUGAAUUCAUAUUAAAAUGAUAAACAGUUCAGUAUUCAAAAUGGUAUACAUUUUUCUCUUACAUAACAGUGUAAGCCAAUAAAACAUAAAAUACAGAAAGUUUGCCAAAUAA
Hyaena hyaena (striped hyena) is the source of this 1429-nucleotide messenger RNA. RefSeq names its product CDGSH iron sulfur domain 2 (gene CISD2). Lineage: Eukaryota; Metazoa; Chordata; Mammalia; Carnivora; Hyaenidae. The coding region runs from base 107 to 514 and encodes 135 amino acids. Gene Ontology annotation, cellular component: intracellular membrane-bounded organelle; mitochondrial outer membrane. The record is from RefSeq and is a predicted model, not a curated record. The transcript is spliced from 3 exons. Gene Ontology annotation, molecular function: 2 iron, 2 sulfur cluster binding. Gene Ontology annotation, biological process: regulation of autophagy; autophagy of mitochondrion.